This is a messenger RNA of Megalops cyprinoides (Indo-Pacific tarpon), 3978 nucleotides long. Its product is annotated as limb region 1 homolog-like protein. The transcript has 17 exons. The record is from RefSeq and is a predicted model, not a curated record. NCBI's taxonomy places the organism in Eukaryota, Metazoa, Chordata, Actinopteri, Elopiformes, Megalopidae. Gene Ontology annotation, biological process: signal transduction; receptor-mediated endocytosis. The coding region runs from base 383 to 1858 and encodes 491 amino acids. Gene Ontology annotation, molecular function: transmembrane signaling receptor activity.
UGAUCCAGAACCAGCAGUUUGAAGGCUAGUCCUCGGUCCAGCUGUGUUGCUGAAAACACUUACGCCGAUUCUGAAUCAGAGGAUUAUUGUUCUUAGUUGUUUAGACCAAGACACGCCUCUCGUCACGCCCCAGCUACUUCCAGUCCCAAGACGCUCAUUCUACGCCAGUCAUCUCAGUUGGGGCAGUACGUAGGGGUAAGAUAGUGUAGCCAGCCAGCUGGGGGAGAUUUAACUGGCGGGCGCACUGAGCUUAUUAUCUAGCGGAUGCGAACGGCGCAACGACUUUUAGGCUGUGUUCAAGGGGACUGAGGGUCGUCUUUAUAUUUAAUCGUUUUUAUUUUGCCUUUAGCGUGUGCAUGACUCACGAUAUGUUUUUCGGAGGAUGGAGGCAGACGACGUGUCGAUUAGAGAGCAGCUAUUCCACGACCGAGUGCGAGAGACUAUAAUCUGCGUCCUGCUCUUCGUCUGUCUCUACAUCGUCUCCUACCUCAUCAUCACUCACUUCAAGAAGAAUGCAGAGUUUGUCACUGAUGACGACGAAGAUGCAACUGUCAACAGAAUUGCGCUUUGGCUGUGCACAUUUACCCUCUCUGUGUCAGUGGGCGCCGUCCUGCUGCUCCCUUUUUCCAUCCUGUCCAAUGAGGUCCUGCUCUCCUUCCCCCACAGCUACUACAUGCAGUGGCUCAAUGGCUCCCUCAUCCAUGGGCUGUGGAAUCUAGUCUUCCUACUCUCCAACCUAUCCUUGGUCUUCCUCCUGCCCUUCGCCUACUUCUUCACCGAGUCCGAGGGCUUUGUGGGCUCCAAAAAGGGCGUGAUGGGUCGCGUGUACGAGACGGCAGUGGUGCUGCUGCUCCUCACCAUGCUGGUGCUGGGGAUAGUGUGGGUGGCGUCGGCCCUCCUGAACCACUCCUCUGCCAUGGAGAGUCUGUAUGACCUGUGGGAGUAUUACCUGCCCUAUCUGUACUCCGGCAUUUCGCUGUUUGGAGUCUUGCUACUGCUGUUGUGCACACCGUUCGGGUUGUCUCGCAUGUUCAGCGUCACGGGGAACCUGCUGGUCAAGCCGCGGCUGUUGGAAGACGUGGAUGAGACGGUGAGCUGCGCAGCAUUUGAGGAAGCCUCUCUGGCCAGGAAGUUGACCAAUGGUACAUCCUGUUGGAUCAACCUCAAUGUGGAAGUUUUGAGGAAGCAGUUUCUCUCAAUCCAAGCCAAACGUAUUGCCCUGGAGAUGCGGAGGAGAGCGUCACCGUGGCAGCGUAACUUGGGUUACCCACUGGCCAUGCUGCUGCUGUUGGCUCUCACGGUGGUGUGUGUGCUGAUGGUUUGCUUCCAUGUCCUGGAGCUGCUGUUUGAUGACACGGCAAUGCCUCGUGGAAUGGAGCAUCCCCUCCUGGGCGCUGCCUCCUUCUCCAUGUUUGGCUCUCUGGGAGCAACUGUGCAGGUCGUCCUCAUCCUAUACCUGAUGGUGUCGUCGGUGGUGGGAUUCUACAGCUCGCCUCUAUUCACAGGGCUGCUGCCUCGCUCUCAGGACACCACCCUGACGCAGAUCAUUGGGAACUGCGUAUCCCUGCUGGUUCUUAGCUCAGCUCUGCCAGUCUUCUCCAGGACUUUGGGGAUCACAAGGUUUGACUUGCUAGGAGACUUUGGACGCUACAACUGGCUGGGAAACUUCCACAUCAUCUUCCUGUACAACAUGCUGUUUGCAGGGCUCACCACUGCCUGCCUCAUCAACACUGUCACCUGGGCCGUGCAGAGAGAGCUCAUCCGUGCCUUUGGUCUCCAUAAACUGCCUUUGACUGUGUGCCGCUCCACGGUCCCGUUCAAGCUCCUGCUAGCCAAUGGGCUUUCGAAGAUUCAGUGACAUUCCGCUGUCUCAUGUACCCGAGACCAUUUCGACCCACCAAAGACUGCUGGCUCCUUGAAGAAUGAUUCCAGCGGCAGCUUCACAUUGGAACAGAGGCAACCCUUGUCACAUCCUUAUAGGAACAGGAGGAGUAGGGGAACCUAUCCGGCAAGCUUGACAGAACCUGCAGUUUGGACAUUGGAAGAACUGCAGACGGAGGCUGUAGAGAAUACGCAGCCUCAUGGGUACAUCUUUUACAUUGGGGACCAAUUCUGUAUGUUUCCUUGUUUGUGAGGAGGACUAAUGUUGGAAUUGUUGGGAGAGGUGAUGGGAGUUGUUGCCAAAAAAAUCAUUUUAAAAAGGCUUUGUUAUGCAAAAUUAAAAGAAAAGGGAGUGAGGCCUCACUGAGAUUCAGGACCCUUCUCCCGCACUGUCUCCCACCCGUAUGCCUUCUGAGAAAUUUAGGCAUGGUUUUAGACACUUGUCCAAACCAAGCCUGGAUGAUGUUGAAAAAAUUUUGUGGCUGGAGUGUUGUUUCCUCUUACUGUCUCUAGUUAGAGACCAUUCUUGCCUUGACAGGAAGUUCACCUGUGGGCACUUCCUGUCUGUAAUGCGCACACUCCCCAGUUUCAUGAACCUGUUCUUACUGUCCCAGUUAUUUUUUCUGAGCUUGUCAUCUUGUGAAUGCUGUUUCUCUUAUUUGUAGUCUUCUCAGAUCAGUGCAGGUGAGCCUAGUUAAGGGCAACCAUAGGCAGGAGAGGGAGAAUUUCAGCAUUUAUUCAGAUCAAGAUGCCUUAGGCAGAUGAUUGCCCCUUUCAAACUAAGAUCCUAAAGAAACUAAACAAUUUUUUACAGAACUACUUCUAUGCAUUUGACAUCAAUGUUAUUAUUUGGUGUAAUGCACCAAAUGUUGUUUAUGUACAAUACAGAAGGAAAAAGUGGUGCUUUACAGUAGGAACUAAGGCCCAGAUUCAGCCUAACCUCAAUUUACUGUGUCCAUUUUAAUAAAUAAUUUCUGUUUCCAGUUCUUACUGGAAAUCAUUUUCAGAGGUCACCAAAAUCACCAAAAUCAUAAUGUUGCUUAAAUAUCAGAAAAAAGUAAAGCUUACUCAUAUUUACCCAAAUUUAAAGACAGAACAUUGCAGUUGGAUUGAAUCAGGGUCUAAGCAGUAGGCAGUAAAGCUGUGAGCGGCAGUCAGCCUAAACCAUGGUAAAACUGUGAAGUGAGUUUGUGUGUGUGUGUGUGUGUGAGAGAGAGAGAAAAAUAUGUGCAAUACUUUUAGUCAUGUGAGUAUUCGUAUUGGUUUGAUAAUGGUGGAUGCAAAUAUGUAUUUUGUGUGGUUCCCUGUAUUUGCUAGUCCUAUUUGUACCCCAUUUUCUUGCUUUGUUAAGUAGGCACUCAUGUUUCAGUUGUACAAUGAGCCAUUUUAUGUAUGUUUGUCCACCCAAUGUUACACAAUAUUGUAUGACAUCAGUAUGACCCUGUGAAAUGUCUCUAGUCAAAUUCUAGUCAGAAAGGUUAGAUAAUCAUUUGUUUUGGCUUUUAGGUAAUUUCUGUUUUUCUCUGGGCCUACCCCAAUAAAACUUUUGAAAAUCUUGUAAAACAAGAUAUUUGAGGCAGCAUAGCUUUUAACUGUGGGUAUGCCACAUCUAUGCGCAUUUCUAAGGCAGAAUGUUUGCCCUUGUUAGUGAUGGCAGUGAGUAGUUAGAAGCACUACGGAUAAUUUGGGGGUAUACUGUGGAAAUAAAUUGAAAGUAAAUUGUGAAAACUACCUGCCAAAUUUAUCUUGUUUUACGGUUCUUAUAAUCGGUCAACAUGAGAAAGAAGUGUUGAAUUUUAAAGCCCUGUGUCUACUGAGUGUAGGUCAUUCUGGUUUAAUCAGAGGAUAAGGAUGACUCUGAGCAUUACUGUUAAUUAUGUCUCUUCAUGAUACACUGUUAACACAUGCAGUGAUUCCGUGGGUUUGUCUGUCUCCUAACUGUGUGUAAUUCCAAGAAAUGAAUACGCGAGAAUGCUUCCAAAUGCAAUGUCACAUUCUCUUUGUAACCUCACAUUCAUAGCAACACAGUGUGUUAUUUAAAUAAAAAAAGGAUGUGUUUAUUUUUCCUUUUUGGUUGCCAGUUGAUGAUGGCAGCCC